UCCUCUCUUGGCAAGUGCUUCAGGAUCACGAGCGGAGGGGGGGGGCAAAGGGAUCAUUUACACACCCCUGUCUUCCUCCUUCAAAUGCCUGCCCCCCUAAAAAAGCCCAGACCCCAAUAACUUUGUGGAGACCCCCCACUCUUUCCAGUGUGUAUAACAGUUUGUGUGUGUGUGUGUGUUGUGUGCCCCCUUUGCGCUUCCUCGUCCCCACAUCGCCCACGCAGUGACCCACCCACGCGGGGUUCCCCCCCCCCGAGGGUCUCCCCUUCUUCUUCUUCUUCCUCCUCCUCUUCCUCCCUCCCUCUUCCUCUUCCUCCUCCUGGGCUCUGGGCAAGAAACGUCUUUUUUGACGCAGGAAGAAAUGGCAAAUUUGAAGUACGUCAUUAAUAUGGCGCCAAAAGAUUUUGUUAAGUAUACGCUUAAUAUUCUUACGGGUUGGGGCGGGUGUGUGUGUGUGUGUGUGUGUGUGUGUGUAAGGUUGCACCAGCAGCUCCAGCAGCAGCAGCCUGUGCCUAGCUCCCAGGAGAUGGAAGAGAAACGGCGAAAGUACUCGAUCAGCAGCGAUAACUCAGACACCACUGACAGUCAGACAACAUCAGCUUCAAGAUGCUCCAGGAUUCCAAAUUCAAAGGCUGGCUGGUCAAGACAGAAGGAGAAGAAGCCCUCAGAGGUUUUUCGCACCGAUCUAAUAACAGCUAUGAAGAUUCCAGAUUCUUACCAGCUGAGCCCAGAUGAGUACUACAUCCUUGCUGAUCCCUGGAGGCAGGAGUGGGAAAAAGGUGUUCAGGUGCCAGCAAAUAUAGAAGCAACUCCCGAACCAAUUGUUAGGAUAAUUCCUCUGCUAGAGCAUUCUUCACCACAGACCUCACCAAGCAACCAGUCCAGCUCUGAUAGUUUAGAUGUCACCAGACCAUACUCCCAAAGAACAAGUCGCUAUGACCUGGAUGAAAUUGAUGCUUGUUGGCUGGAACUUUUCAACAUGGAGCUCAAGGAAAUGGAAAAACCAGAAAUGGAUGAAUUCACCUUGGAAAGAGUGCUGGAAGAGCUGGAGACACUGUGCUAUGAGAAUAUGAACAUUGCCAUUGAAACAGAGGAAGGCCUUGGCAUAGAAUAUGAUGAGGAUGUUGUGUGUGAUGUGUGCCGCUCACCAGAAGGAGAGGAUGGCAACGAGAUGGUUUUCUGUGACAAAUGCAACGUGUGUGUGCAUCAGGCUUGCUAUGGAAUCCUGAAAGUUCCCAUUGGAAACUGGCUUUGCCGAACCUGCGCCCUGGGAGUCCAGCCAAAGUGUUUACUCUGCCCAAAGAGAGGGGGAGCUCUGAAACCCACACGAAGUGGGACAAAAUGGGUCCACGUUAGCUGUGCCUUAUGGAUACCUGAAGUUAGCAUUGGAUGUCCUGAAAAAAUGGAACCCAUUACAAAGAUUUCACAUAUCCCAGCAAGCAGAUGGGCUUUGUCAUGCAGUCUUUGCAAGGAAUGCACUGGAACAUGUAUUCAGUGCUCCAUGCCUUCAUGCAUCACAGCAUUCCACGUCACAUGCGCCUUUGAACACAAUCUGGACAUGCGGACACUUUUAGCAGAAAAUGAUGAAGUGAAGUUCAAGUCCUUCUGCCUUGAACACAGCAGCGGUGCCACCAAGCCACCAGAUGAAAUGAGGAUGGAUGGAGAUCAAGGCAAGCUAGACUUGGAAAAGGUGACAAUGAGGAAGCAAAAGCUCCAGCAGUUAGAGGAAGAUUUCUAUGAUCUUGUGAAGCCCUCCGAGGUGGCUGAGAACCUUGACUUAACUGAGUGGCUGGUUGAUUUUGUCUAUCAGUACUGGAAGAUGAAGAGGAAAGCCAAUUACAACAAGCCCCUGAUGACACUCAAAACAGAUGAAGUGGACAACUUAGCUCAACAAGAGCAGGAUGUGCUGUACCGGCGCUUGAAGCUCUUCACACACCUCAGGCAGGAUCUUGAAAGGGUUAGAAAUCUUUGUUACAUGGUAACACGGCGAGAGAAAAUGAAGCACUCCAUUUGCAAACUCCAGGAACAGAUCUUCCAUCUCCAAAUGAAAUUAAUUGAGAAGGACCUUUACCCAGAGCAAACUGGGAAGAGAACAAAGGGAAGAAGAAGUGAUCCAAAAAGAAAAGGAAAAGACGAUAGGAAAAGCAGUCCUGAGAAAGAAAAAAGGAAAUCAGGAAAUGAAUUGGUACUAGGACAGCUGGGGUUGUCAACUUCCUUUCCUAUUGAUGGGACCUUCUUCAACAGCUGGCUGGCUCAGUCUGUACAGAUCACCACAGAGAACAUGGCUAUGAGUGAGUGGUCCUUAAACAACAGCCAUCACGAAGACACCACCCCUGGUCUUUCUGAGGAGCUUUUACAAGAUGAAGAGACUUUGUUAAGUUUUAUGAUGGAUCAUUCUUUGAAGUCUCCAUUGAAGCAGAGUGACAUAACCAAGAAAGGUAAAAGCAAAAUGCGAACACACACUAAGAAAAAAUCUGCAAGAAAUGGCUUGAAUACCAUCUAUAAGAGACAUCAAGAAGAUUCAGCUCAGUGGACUAAUGUAAAUCCUUCAUCAGAUAACACCACAAAAUCUCUGUCCCAUGACAGAAACAAUAAGGCUGAGAAAAGUGUGGACAGACUUCAGCAAGAGCACAGAACGACAUGUGAAGUAAAAAAGAUAGCAAAGAAGGGCUCUUCUCAUCCAACAUCUCCUCUUCCAAAAGCAGAUGAUUCUCAAGCAUCAUCCCAGAGCACCAUAAGUAAACUAAGUAAUGAUGAGGAACCAGUGAGAUAUGCCCCAUUUGAUCCCAAUGCCCUGGUUAAAGUGCCUGAUUCAGUGGGUAGUCUGAAAACAGUGGUGAGGUUCAAAUUACCAAAAGAGGGCAGAGGGACUCGGAGAUCACAGAAUGAGAAACUCGAGAUUGUUAAUGGACCUUCAGGAAGUGACAGAUCAAAAGUUAUCUUACACCGUUUUGACAAUGAAACUGAUGGCUACUUCUCGGAUGCAGAAAUGAGUGACUCUGACACUGAAUCAAACAGUGGCAGAGGACAUCACAGCCAGUUAGAUUCAGGAAAUGAAGAUAAUUUCCGAAUGGGUAUUUUGGCAUCCUAAUAUAUCAGAUAGACCAAUUGUGAAUGACAGCUCUAUGAGGCCUAAAUCCAGUUAUAACUGCCAUGUCCAAUUUCCGCCUGGUAUCAUAACUGUUUAUUUGGAGGUUUUUUGUUUUUAAUUUGUAUAUAUAGUUCAAAAACUAGCACUGUUUUCUUCUUCUCUAAAUGCCUGAGAAACAUCUCCCACCUUCACUGACUUAGACUUGUAUACUGUAACAGUAGUUGGCCCUUCUUAGUCAAAUCCUAAAUAUCCUGGUUAAACAAAAUGCAAGCAUGUGCAUUAUUAGGGACCUUAGGCUUGCUGGUAGUGAGCAGGACAUCCUAGAAUUUUAAUGAGGAGGCCUGAUAUUCCCAGUAUCUGUUGUUCAUGCAGGGAAUGACAGUUUUAUGGGCAUUAUUUAAACCAAGUGAAUAGAUUUCAUGGUCUGCCUGGUGUUACUGUCUCUGUUCAGCAGGGUGCAGAAUGGGAGUACUACUAUGGUAGCCAAUGAUAUACACAGAUCUUAAUGGGAAAGUAAAUAUAUAUGUUUGAGUGUGCAUGUGUGUGUGCGUGCACACAUGUGCAUGCAUACAUGCACAUGUGUGGAGUUUGUCAGCAUGUGUGUCUGUGUGUGUGUGCAACUAUGAAGUAAAAUAAGCGAUUAUUUUUUAAAGAAGCACAACAAGCUUAUUUGAAGAAAGCACUUAAUGGGUGGAGAAAUACAGCAGUGUAUUCGUGGUCUAUUAAAUUCUUGUUUUUUCUUUCUUACCUCUCUGGUUCAAUCUGAGUCCGUCCAAGGGGCCGAGAAGCAAGAUUUAGCCUUGUCACUCCAGCUAUCAGCUGAGCAGUACUAUAUAUAUUCAUUCAAAGCUCUCAGUGGAUAGAAGAAAUCACAUAUCUCUGUGAAGGCUGCUCUGUUCUCUAUGGGUAUCUCCCCUGAGUAACUUGGGGUACUAUUCACUAUUGAAACCUAAUAGUUUGGCUACCUGAAGCAAUUCCCAUAAUUUCCUCAGGUUGAUUAUGGUAGCCUUUUACCAAAACACUUGGGCCAAUAUAGACAACAAGGAGGAAGAAUUCCAUUAAGAAGGAAAUUAUUCAAAGUGUUUUUUUGUUGUUUUUUUAAAUGGUAAUACUAGCCCAAUGGCUUCAUUUCCCAACUUCGGAAAGGAAGUCAACAUAUGGGCAAAUUAUGGCUCAUGUGGAGCUAAACAUAUACGCUUCCUCUGUAUGAAAGGGGUCAUUCAGUUGUAGACAUGCCAUUGAGACGUAAUUAAGAAAUUUGUCUCUUUCCAUUUUUUUCUAGAGUCUAUAACUAAAUUGAUGGCUUCUCCCCUUUCUAUACUUCCAUUUUAAAACUGAAAUCCUGAUAGCAAGCUGUUGCCCCAUCAUGCGAUGGUGAUUCAAAGGAGUCAGCAAUCUAAAUUUUUCAAUAGUGUUGUGCAUCAGUUGUCUCUAAUAAGCCUUAAGUGUUGUUCAAAAACCCAUCAUGUUACCUGUGAGUCAUGCAGAUUUCCAUAUUUGCACUUAAUGACACCAUUACUCCCAAUUUUGGCUUCAAAGGUCACAGUUAAAGUUUGCUACAUGCUUUAUGGUAGUGACCCCAGUGUGAGCUCAGGGAACAAAAACAAAAAGAAAAGUGAAUUUCACUAAAACUUUUUGUUGUUGGUAUGUUACUUUAAAUAUGUGUGUGUGUGUAUGUGUACAUAUAUAUAUACACUGGGACACUUCUGCUUGUUAACCCAUCUCUUUCAGACUGGGGGAGACAAAGACUUUGCAGUUGUUCAGAUGAAUCAAUGAAAUUAUUUUGUGGAUGCCAAAGAAUAUUUUGAGAAUAAAAUAGCACAGCCAGAAACCAUAAACUUGUUAUUUGAAAACAAACUAACAAAAGAAUGAAAGCUUUUCAGCUACAAAAGGACUGAAUCCGUUGUUCAUGACACAGCUGAGGCAUUAGGUUGCAAGCUUGCUCAAGAUGACGCUUUUAUCAUUUGGAACACUUCCCAUUAUUUGAUUUCUUAUGUUCUUUGCUCAUUCUAGUCAGAGCAAUGUUGGUUUUAUUUUUUCUGAUGCCAUACAUUGGCUAUCCUUGGAGUUAUUUUCUUAAUCUAUUUUUGGUGGGAUUUAUUUUUUUGAGUGAGGGAAAGAAGUCAUUUUCAAGCCUUCAAACAUGCUCAAUAUCCCACCAGUUGAGUUAACAAUUUGGAAAAGAAUUGGAAAAGAAACCAAAAGCGAGAACCAAACAAACAUCAGUGUUUUGUUGAUUUCAAAUGAAGCACUGAAUGAAAUGGAACACAAUUUGAUCUUAGCCUAACUCAUAUGUUUUGGCAAGUAAAUUUUACUCCGUAACCAAGGCUUGAUAUGCUCAGAUAAUGUUAAAUACAGUAAAUAGGACUUAGUUUUAUCUUAUCAAGCUUGCUAGGCUUUAGCUACAAUAUCCUAGUUACAUCAUACAAAUAAUCAAUAUGCUGCCUUUUAAUGGAUCUUGCUUCCGUGUGCUUCAGUUCAACUAUAGCUAUGGGGAAAAAACAGAAAAAAUCCAGAAAUCUCACUGUACACAGCUUCAUUCAUCAGCUACCGCAUUACUUGCCCGCUCACUCAGUACAGGACAAAUAAAGAGACAGCCUUUAAAGAGCAACCAAACUAAAGCAACAUCUAUUUUCCAUAAUUGGAUUCUGUGUAGAACUGUGAGAUACUCCAUUGUUACUGUGAAUGAGAAAUAUUUUUGAACCAAAAACAAAAAAGCAAAAAAAAAAAUGGAACAUAAGAAGACAAAUUACUUCACUCUGCACUAGGACCUACGGCGUGAACACCAUAGGAUUGCAUACCUGGAUUUUCCCUCAGAAUUAAAGAGAAUGGGAUAGGCUCUGCUCACAUGGAAUUCCACAAAGCCGAGUGGAGUUCUGGAUCACACCCUUUCUAUAGGAUGUCAAGCUUGUAGCUAUCAUGAUUUUGCAAUCAUGGAAUAAAAGGGGGCAGAUUUGACUUUAUUGGGAGAAGAAAGAGAAAUGGACAAAGAGAGAGAGAGAGUAUUUCUCCUAGACUUACUAAAAGACAGUAAUUUCAACAUUGUUCCUCAUUAGGCUGGAUAUAUCACUGGUUGUAUCAAGUGGUGGCCUUCUGUUUACAGAAGUGGCUUGGAUACAAAGAAAAAGAAAUGUGCUUUUCACUGCUUGCCUUCCAUUCAGCAGUUUAUUGGAGGUUGCAGUAAAAAGAGGAGACACCUUAUAUUACCCGAAGCCUGUGCUAGAUCUAUGCCCCUUGCCUAAACUAAAGGGCACCACUGGAUUCAACUCUAUGUUAGAAAUCAUACUCACUAGAGACUACCGCACAGUAGGGUACAUUUUUACAUGUGUAUAUAACUGUUGAGGAAUGUUUUGGUUUGGAUUUUUGAAAUGCAUUCAGAAUGUCAGUAACAAAUCAGUAAUACAUUCAGUGAGUGCCUUGGAUCCGAUUGCAGUCUCUGGAGUUGUAGAAGAGGCCAUGCAGGCUGCUGCCUCUUCACUUAUGUAAAUGUAGUGCAGUAGUAUAGUGGGGAAGUCCCUCAGAAGUGGUCCAGAUGGUUAAUCUCCACUAGCAUUUGAAUAUUGGUUUAUCCAGCUGACUGCAUGAGGAAGCUGCUUAUAGCCAAAGGGCUUACCUUAGAAAAGGGAAUAUUUUCUCACUGAAGAUCCAGAUCUGCCAUAUUUUAAAUCAUAUCCAGUACUCCUAUCUUCACAUAUUUUGUAGUGGUGUAUCUAGGACCCUGGAUGUUUGUUUCUGCUCAGUUGACAUAUUGAUCAAAGUUCUUUUAAUAGUUCUAGCCUUCCUUUGCCAUUUAGCACCUGUAUUAUUCCUGCAGAAACAAUAACAAAAAAGAAAUUGUAGAUUGGAAAUAUGUUUGCCACACUGUAAAUGUAUUUUUAGAUGAGCAGAAAGGGGCAUGGAAAGCAUAAAUGGUAUAUUUUGUUAAAUAAAAGACUUUAGGCUUGAUGUCUGAACUUCAAAUAUUGACAUUUGCACUGUAAAGUAUGGAUCCCAUUCACUUUGGGAAAGCAGCAUCAUACUUAUGUAUUAACAUGUUAAUAACAAUACUCAUUUUUUGGUUUCUCCAUGAGAAUCAAACAUUUGUUUUAAAAAUUUCAGUGUUGAAUAGAAUUUCCUCAAGACAAUUUGGAUAAUUUACCCACAUUUACUUUCCAGCCCUCUUUAGUUUUUUAGAAUAAUUGUCUUGUGGCAGGUCUUUGACGAUUUUGUAGACUGUUAGAUUUAUUAAUUUUUUUAAAAGUUAAUGAAACAAAUCUUUAGCAAAUCUCACCUGAAAGUACAAUGGAGAAUUAGCCAUUUCUGCAGAAGGAAAAGGAAGGGGAAGAAUUUAAUCCCACCUUUCCUUCCCCUCAGCUCCUCAGAAUCAGGUCUUUCCAUUUCCUCUUGCCAGGUAGGCAAGUUUUGGUUGUUCUUUAAGGAAACUCUUGUAUACUUUGCUCCAUUCCACACAGACAUAAAACAGGCCCACUCCGUAUCAGUUACAGCAAAUGAUAUGAAUGUCACAGAAGGCAAAGCCCUUCUGUUUUCUUUGUUUCAAAGAAAGUGAUGUGCCAUUUGUUAAUAUAAAAGAGAAAUAUUAAAAAAUAUAUUGAAAAGAGCAAUUUUAAAUUAUUUUUGGCUUAUGUUGCGAUAUUUAUUUUCUUGUAUUAGAAAUUCCUUUGUAGAGAAAAAAUGUAUUUUUCAUUAAUGCGAAAACCUAUUUCUCCUUUUUGUACAUUUUCCAUGUUAGUUAAUCUUUAAAGCAAUAUAAUGUAUCAGAGUUGUUCUGUGUGAAAGCUGUAUUAUGCAUGCUGUUUGUGUUGCCUUGGAAUAGGUCCGUCUGCCAUAAUUUUCAUCAUGUUUCAAUUCAGUGUAUGCUUUAAUACACAUUGGGACCAUGGCCCAUUUGCUUAUGAUAAAAGAAAUACCUUUGCAUUCUUCAGUGUGUUAGCAAAUGCAGUCAAUAAAGCUGUGUUUUCUGUGUA
Messenger RNA from Sceloporus undulatus (fence lizard), 8055 nucleotides. It is a transcript of the gene JADE2, whose product is annotated as jade family PHD finger 2. The transcript has 12 exons. The coding region runs from base 362 to 3091 and encodes 909 amino acids. Gene Ontology annotation, cellular component: histone acetyltransferase complex. NCBI's taxonomy places the organism in Eukaryota, Metazoa, Chordata, Lepidosauria, Squamata, Phrynosomatidae. Gene Ontology annotation, biological process: regulation of transcription by RNA polymerase II. The record is from RefSeq and is a predicted model, not a curated record.